AUGUACUGGGCCACCGGAAGUGCUCGUAUCCUGGCAGUCGAGCCCUCGCUGUUAAAGCGUGGUUCAGAUGGCGACGAUGAGGAGCUGGAAUUAGUCCUCCCUGUGAUAGCCUCUGGUCAGGACAAAAGCAGCGACAUUGAUAGUAAUUCUCAGAGCGGCAUUCAGUCUCACAUUGUCAAGGGCACAGGAAGUGGAAUUGUUGAUAUGGCAAGGAGCGAACAGGGUUCGCUCUGGGCAACUAUUACACGUGAAUCGAUUCAACUCUGGGUGCAUCGGCCUGUUGGCGUUAUUUCCAAGGUCGUUAGGACACCAAAGUCAUUACUAGACCACGGUGCAAACCAGCGUGUGCUAUGGAAGCCGGACUCGACGAUGCUGGUCGUCGUGACCGAGCAGAGUUUCCUGCACCUGUACAAGGUUGUGCCUCAGGGUAAUGAUGGCGCCAGCUACCAGCUAACAAACAGCAAAAGCUAUGCGUUAGGGCCAGGCGAAGGCGUUGGUUUUCCAGAUCUCACUAUCAAGUUCAAAAUGACCAUCAAAAUGGACGCCGGCGUAUCAUGCCUUAUCGGUCUUGACUCGGACAUUGUUGUAGCGACCGUCAAUCCACCAGCAGUACAACUUAUUCCAUGGUUGGGCAAAGUUCAUGUAAAGACCUGUUUGAUUCGACACAUGAACUUUUUGCUCGACAGGACGGUCAAGAUUGUUGCGAUGAGUCGCUUCCCAAAGUCAACAACGCAAACAUGGUGCAUGUCCGAUGGAAAGGCCUACAUCGUGUAUUAUACCCCAAGCGUUUCUGACACUGAAUCUACGAACCCGGUGUCAUCUAAUGGCGACAGCUGGUAUGGAUUUUGCUUUCACGGUAACCCAGAAGGAUUCGAUAAGCAAGACGCGGGCGUUGUUGCUGCUAGCAAUCCUGAAUACAGUCUGCUUGCCAUUGGAACUCGGGGAGGCGAUGUCCGUAUCUUCAAAUCAGGAGAACAUGCAGGACAAUGGGUUUUCUCGCACAAGCUGGCCUUGAAAGAAUCACAAGGAUACUCCAACAGCACUCCAGAUAAGAUCAUUUCCUUGGCAUGGAAUUCGGAUGGAACGGCGUUGGCUGUUGGUCAGGAAUCACGCUGCCCUUCGAUAUGGAGUGUAUAUGGCCGACGACUAUUUCCAUCCGCCUCGCACGAUAUACCGAGCUUAAAAAAUGCCACUGAAGACCCGUAUCUUCAAGGAACCAGGACACUGUUUUGGAGCGCAGGAAAUAUGGAUCUCAUAGUAUUAGGUGCAGAUGACUCGAGCUCCACCUUUUAUGCUAUUCCUUGCGCCAAAGCGCUGCCCUCUGUUCAGAACCAUCUCAGCUCUGCGCCUCAGUGUCUGCUGCAUUUGAACGAUCGUCUAUUGGUGUACACUGAAGGCCAUCGUCAAGAUGUCUCGUCGACAAUCAACCCUGACACUUUCGUCUGGAACAAUGUUAUGGUACCGGCAGUCUACCUGAGCGACAAUUGGCCUAUUAGAUACUCGUGCCUUAGCCAAGAUGGACAUUAUCUUGCAAUUGCUGGGCGACGAGGUUUGGCGCACUACAACCUUCAUUCAUGUCGCUGGAGACUCUUCGGUAACUGGCAGCAGGAGCAGUCGUUCCGAUGUCAAGGCGGCCUUGCAUGGUUCAAGAAUAUUUUGAUUGCCGGAUGCGAGACAGUUGAGGACCAACGAUUUGAACUGCGAUUGUAUCAACGCGAAAACAAUCUGGACAACAACGACGUUGUCUUCACGGAGCAAUUUGAGUCACGCAUCGCCCAUAUCUCUGUUUGGAGGUCAUCCCUUUUGGUCUACACAUCCAAUAAUACCCUGUACUGCUACUCUCUUGGAAGUGCCAAACGUGUUGAUCUACAGUUGGUCUGGAAGACUUCGCUCCAGGAUAUCGUCGAGUCGCCGACCCUUUUGAAAUCUGUGUCCAUCUUGACUGCGGAGGGAUCAGACGGAAGUGAUGCAACCCACAUUACUCUGCUUGUUGACGGAAAGAUCUAUUUCCUCCGCCCUGAGUUCUUGCCGGAUGGGAACGUGAGGUUGUCGUUUAGACAAAUUACAGACAAGGUUGAGUACUACUGGAUUACGCGGUCUGCUCAUGAUGCCAAUGACUUUUCUUUAUGGGCAUUUAAUGGCACAACACUAAGGAUGUGGUGGAAUGUAUUUGGACCUGGAGGCAGCGAGAGAAGUUUAGCGACGUUUGCCAAGCACAGUUUUUUGGAAAUGGACAUUGAAUUCUAUCCGCUAGCCAUAUUACCGGAACGAGGCAUCGUGUUGGGUCUGGAACCAGAAAUUGCUAUCCACAAACCCAAAUCGCUUGCCAUUUUCAAGAUGGCUACCAAGACCCAUCUCUUCUUGCAGACGAUUUUGCGACAUGUACUGACUCACAACGUAGACGGCGAGUGGGAGGCAUAUGAAUUUGCAAAGCAUUACCAGGAUCUAGGAUAUUUUGGACAUGCAUUGGAAAUCCUCCUGCACAACGUUCUGGAGGACGAAGCAGAAUCUGGCAUCGGUUUUGAAGAAGGCGCCGUUCUUCCAAGGGUCGUCAGCUUUUUGCAGCAGUUUCCUCAUUAUCUUGACGUCAUUGUGUCCUGUGCACGCAAGACCGAAGUUGCCCUUUGGGAAUACCUGUUUUCCAUUGUUGGAGCCCCCAAGGACCUCUUUGAGCAAUGCUUGGCAGCGAAUCAGCUCAAGACAGCGACGUCUUAUCUCCUCAUUCUGCAUACUCUUGAGCCCCUUCAGACAACGAGUCAGGACACUGUGCGACUCUUGGAGAAGACCCUGCAAGCCCAAGACUUUGAGCUCUGCAAGGAACUGGUGCGCUUCUUGAACUCCAUUGAUUCUACUGGAGCUACACUUCAGCAGGCACUCUCGAUGGUGUCGGUGGCUACUUCUUGA
This is a messenger RNA of Gamsiella multidivaricata, 2904 nucleotides long. Its product is annotated as RIC1-domain-containing protein. Lineage: Eukaryota; Fungi; Mortierellomycota; Mortierellomycetes; Mortierellales; Mortierellaceae. Gene Ontology annotation, biological process: intracellular protein transport; retrograde transport, endosome to Golgi. The record is from RefSeq and is a predicted model, not a curated record. Bases 1 to 2904 code for a protein of 967 amino acids. Gene Ontology annotation, molecular function: protein binding. The transcript is spliced from 21 exons. Gene Ontology annotation, cellular component: Ric1-Rgp1 guanyl-nucleotide exchange factor complex; cytosol; Golgi membrane.